AUGAAGUUUGGAGGCUCGUCUCUGGCGUCAGCAGAGCGCAUGAAGGAGGUGGCCAGCAUCAUCUGCAGCUUCCCUGAUCAGUAUCCCUGCGUGGUGCUCUCUGCAAUGGGCAAGACGACGAACCUGCUGCUGCAAGCGGGAGCUGAGGCGCUGAAGGUGGCACCGGGGAAUGUGCCCUCACUGGCGCCGCUGCGCACUAUCCGCGAGCUGCACAGGCGCACGGCCAGGGAUCUGGGCUUUGGCGCGCGCGAGGACAUUGAGAGUCUGCUCAGCGAAGUGCAGCAGCUGCUCGUUGGCAUUUCCAUCAUGCAGGAGCUGACGCCGCGUGCGCAGGACAGUCUGGUGUCCUUUGGGGAACGGCUAUCCACGCGGGUCUUUGCCAGCUUCCUGCGCUCCCAGGGCAUCGCCGCCAACCAGCACGACGCCUUCUCCAUCGGCAUGACCACCACGGAUGACUUCCAGAACGCCGAGGUGGUCUACCAGGAGACGCUCCCUGCCAUCAAGGCAUCCCUCACGCGGCCCCCCGGCGGCCCCAAGACCAUCCCCGUUGUCACAGGCUUCCUGGGCCGCGGCAUGAACACAGGGGCCAUCACAACGCUGGGACGGGGAGGGAGCGAUCUGACGGCCACGGUUAUCGGGGCGGCCCUCGGAGUGGAGGAAGUCCAAGUGUGGAAGGACGUGGACGGCGUGCUGACAACGGAUCCGCGCAUUGUGAGCGAUGCGCGGCCGGUGCCGCUGCUGACAUAUGAGGAGGCCUCUGAGCUGGCCUUCUUUGGGGCCACCGUGCUGCACCCCUCCGCCAUGCAGCCCGCGCUGCAGACCAGCAACCUGGAUGUGCGAGUGAAGAACUCCUACAACAGGAUGGCGGCGGGUACGCUGAUCUGUCGAGAGAGGGACAUGACUAAUGUGCUCAUGACGUCAAUAGUUCUGAAGACGAAUGUGACGCUUCUGGACAUCGUGUCCACCCGCAUGCUGGGCCAGUAUGGGUUCCUUUCAAAGGUGUUUGACGUGUUCAGGGACAAUGAGGUCAGUGUGGAUGUCGUUGCCACAUCAGAGAUCUCCGUCUCCCUCACACUUGAUCCCAGCAAGAUUUGGGACAGGGAGCUGAUUGAGGAGGAGAUAGAGGCGCUGAUGUCAGCCUUCUCAGGCUUUGCAAAGGUGUCCUGCACGCACAACGUGUCCAUCAUCUCCCUCAUCUGCAACGUCGCGCGCACCUCCAACAUCCUCGAGAGGGUGUUCCGAGUGCUGGGGAGGCAGGAUGUGAAUGUGAAGAUGAUGAGUCAGGGCGCGUCGAAGACCAACAUCUCACUCAUAGUCAGCGACAGCGAGGCCAAGCAGGUGGUGCGCGCGCUACAUGAUGAAUUCUUUGCAGCUUAA
Molecule: messenger RNA, 1377 nt
Organism: Coccomyxa subellipsoidea C-169
Lineage: Eukaryota; Viridiplantae; Chlorophyta; Trebouxiophyceae; Coccomyxaceae
Product: aspartate kinase
Exons: 9
Coding region: 1-1377 (458 amino acids)
Cellular component (GO): chloroplast stroma
Molecular function (GO): aspartate kinase activity
Source: RefSeq, a predicted model, not a curated record